AUGCAGCUCGUCAACAACGGUUGCGCACUCGACACCAUCUCCGACGCGGUCGACGAAGUCAACGUCCUCAAGGGCAAACAGCCCUCGAAGGAGUGGGACAACGCGUCCAAGUUCGAUGCCAACAAAGACAAGGCCACCUUCCGGCGAUACGAAGAGGCCUGCGACCGCGUCAAGAACUUCUACCGCGAGCAGCACGAGAAGCAGACGGUUGACUUCAACAUCCGCGUGCGUGCAGAGUUCAAGAAGACGGUACACGCGCGUAUGGGCAUCUGGGAGGCGAUGGAGAAGCUGAACACGCUCGUGGACGACUCCGACCCCGACACGGAUCUAUCGCAGAUCGAGCACCUUCUCCAGACUGCGGAGGCGAUCCGACGCGACGGGAAGCCGGAGUGGAUGCAGGUCGCGGGACUCGUGCACGACCUUGGCAAGUUGCUCUACUUCUUCGGAUCCGAAGGGCAAUGGGAUGUCGUCGGAGACACGUUCGUCGUUGGGUGCAAGUUCUCUGACAGGAUCAUCUACCCCGAGACGUUCGCCGCGAACCCGGACUCGAAAGACGCGGUAUACUCGACCGAGUACGGCAACGUGAUGCUCUCCUGGGGCCACGACGAGUAUCUCUACCACGUGCUGAAGAAGCAGAGCUCGCUUCCCGCCGACGCCCUGUACAUGAUCCGCUACCACUCGUUCUACCCGUGGCACCGCGAGGCGCGCAGUGCGGGCUUCAACCCGUACGAUCUGUACAGCAAGAGCGACGAACCGGUGAAGGUGGAGGAGGUGCGGCCGUACUACCAGCGGCUGAUCGCGAAGUUCUUCCCCGAGGUGAUUGAGUGGUGA
Molecule: messenger RNA, 831 nt
Organism: Epithele typhae
Lineage: Eukaryota; Fungi; Basidiomycota; Agaricomycetes; Polyporales; Epitheliaceae
Product: myo-inositol oxygenase
Exons: 10
Coding region: 1-831 (276 amino acids)
Biological process (GO): inositol catabolic process
Cellular component (GO): cytoplasm
Molecular function (GO): iron ion binding; inositol oxygenase activity
Source: RefSeq, a predicted model, not a curated record